Messenger RNA from Microplitis demolitor, 767 nucleotides. RefSeq lists its product as uncharacterized. The transcript is spliced from 6 exons. The record is from RefSeq and is a predicted model, not a curated record. NCBI's taxonomy places the organism in Eukaryota, Metazoa, Arthropoda, Insecta, Hymenoptera, Braconidae. Bases 384 to 767 code for a protein of 127 amino acids.
AAAAAAAAAGCUAUCUCAGAUCUCACGUCUUGAUCUGAAGCCACUCAAUUUCGAUUUUACAGAUGAAGAAAUAAACGAAAAAAUAUCCGUUAUGAAGUGUAAGAACCCAACAGACUUAAAUAAAGACACGAUCAGAUUAUAUCUUGAACAAACCAGAAAUUAUAGACGACAUUGGAUAGAGUCAAAAAAACCUACAAUUUCUGAUAUUUUUAAUUUUCUAAUCUUGUAAUAAUAAUAUUUCUUAAUAGAUUGAUGAAGAAUUCAAGCAUUUAUAUCCAAAGUCGGCUGAGAAUUUUAUUACAAAAUUUCCAACGUUGUAUGCACCUAAAAUUUUAUCUUAUGCUAAAAAAUUUCGACAAGCAUUAUAUGUUGAAUCAACUUCAAUGAAAGACGAUAAUUUAAGAGCAUUACUGAUUCUUGUUGAACAUCUUCCAAUGCCUAAUGCAUCUUUAAAGAAAGGUAAAGGAUUAGCUAAAGGCAAAAGUCUGAGUAAAGGAAAAAAAAGAAAAUUGGAUGAAAGCGAUGAAAAAAUCAUUUUAACUAAGAAAACAUUCCCUAACGAAUUUUUGUUGAAGAUUGUGCCAGAUGGAACAAACCUGGUUGAUUUUGUGCAAAAAGUCAGACAGCGUUACAAUGAGAGCGUUCAACCUUAUCUCAUCACCAUUUCUGGACAGGGUGGUAACAGAACAUUCGUUCAGGGAGAUGAGUGGUUGAUCCACACUCAUCCUAGGAGUCAACCUAUUGUAGCUGAGAUGUCCGAUGAUUAG